Malaya genurostris is the source of this 3217-nucleotide messenger RNA. It is a transcript of the gene MED25, whose product is annotated as mediator of RNA polymerase II transcription subunit 25. The record is from RefSeq and is a predicted model, not a curated record. Gene Ontology annotation, cellular component: transcription regulator complex; mediator complex. Gene Ontology annotation, biological process: positive regulation of transcription by RNA polymerase II. NCBI's taxonomy places the organism in Eukaryota, Metazoa, Arthropoda, Insecta, Diptera, Culicidae. The coding region runs from base 269 to 3025 and encodes 918 amino acids. The transcript is spliced from 5 exons.
AGUUGGAUUUGUUUUUUUUAUUCAGAAACGGUUCUGUGGUAAACGAAUGAUAACCGGAAUCAAACCGAUAGAUUUAUGUUAUCUGCCGUUCUGUGUUUUGAUUUUUAUAUCAUCAAUAUCAUACUUUUUUUUUAUUUGUGAAAUAAUAAGUAUUCCAGACGAAAUACUUUGAUCGACGGUGAAAGUUUUUAAAUGUUAUGAAUGUUUAGUGUCAAAUAUAUAUUUUGAGAAUUUAUUUUCGCCGGUCUGUGAAACUAAUCCAACCAAAAUGUCAUCGGAAAUAUUGUUUGUAAUCGAAGGUACUGCUAUCAACGGGGCCUACCUUAAUGACAUGAGGAGUAACUACAUUAUUCCUACACUGGAGUAUUUUUCUCAGAGCCCUGUGUCCGAAGAACGGAGUGAUUGCUAUGCCACGGAUAAAAAUGGGAAUCAGUAUGGCAUUGUGGUUUACAAAACCGCUCAGAGCUUACCGGGAAUAUGUUGUACUACUUUCGGACCAUACAACAGUGCAAACAAAGUGCUAGGUGCUAUCGACAAACUGGAGCUAAGUGGAGGAAAAAGUGAAUCUAAUGCAAACCUCGCAGAAGGUCUUGCUACAGCGCUGGUAUGCUUUGAUGAUUUUGAGGAACUUCGAGAGAAUGGGAUGAAAGUACACAAAUAUUGCAUUUUGAUAGCGGCCAGCUCCCCAUAUUUAAUGUGCGUUACAGAAUGCUACGCCUAUGACAACAAAAACGUAGAACAGUUAGUGUCUCUGUUUCAGGAGAAAAAUAUUAAUUUGUCAAUCAUUUCACCACGGAAAAUUCCAAUCUUGUUCCAACUUUUCGAAAAAUCAGGAGGCGACUUAAGUUCAUCUAGUACAAAAAAUUACUGCAAAGAUCCGCGUCAUUUGGUACUACUCAAAGGAUUUAGUCUGAAAGAACGCCCCGUUAGUCCACCGGCAAGUAAUAUUCAUCACCAGCAGCAAGCAGGUAGUAUGCCAAGCCCCAAUCCCAACCAACAACAACAACAGCAGCAGCAGCAGGUUGCUGCUCAGAACGUCAUCGAUAACGUUAAUGUCAAUCACAUGAAUAAUAUGAGCAACAAUCCGGCAAUGCGAAGUGCUAUGACAAAUCAGCAGGCAGUCAUGCAGCAGCAGCUUCAACAACAACAACAGCAACAGCAGCAACAACAACAGCAACAAUGCCGUAUGAAUUUCCCCCAGGGUCAUAUGAAUAAUCAAAUGUUUGUCAACCAAAUGCCAAAUCAGCAAACUGUUGGAGGCAUGAAUUAUCAACAACAACUACAGCAGCAGCAGCAACAACAACAACAGCAGCAGCAACAACAACAACAGCAACAACAACAGCAGCAGCAGCAACAGAUGCGUUGGAUGGCUCCUCCACAAGCGCAAGCACGAAACUUUAUGCAACCAGGAGGAAUGAAUGGAAAUCCAACACAACAGCAACCUCAAAAUCAGAUGGUUGGAAAUAAUGCUCAAACUAACUCGGUGCUUAUCUCUCAACUAACAACUCCUCCGCACUCGAUGAAUGCCCAGCAACAAAUGAACCAAAUGAACAAUCCCCAGCUAAGAAUGCAAUUCGUCAAUAGCUGCCUCCAGCAGCAACAGCAGGGUCAACCCAACCAACAGCAAAGCAUGCUACAACAACAACAGCAACAAAUGCUAGCUCAGCAGCAGGCGAACAUGCAAAACCAAAACAUGCAAAAUCCAAUGGGUGUACCGGGUGGACAAAUGGGUGGUCCAGUUGGGCAAAUGGUUGGUGUCAAUCAACAGCAGCUUCAGCAGCAGCAACAACAACAAGGGGGAUUGGGCAAUCAGCAGCAGAUGGGAGGAGGCCCAGGAGUACCUCAACAGCAGCAACUCGGUCCGGGUCCUGGACAACAGAUGGUUCAACCGGGCUCGAAUCAACCUCCCCGCGAACGCAUCUGGAGUGGCACACUGGAGUGGUUGGAGAAACCGAAUAAGAAUGAUGCGGCGAAAAUUACUCGACAGCUGCCGUGUUCUGUUACGGCCAACAUUCGUGAUGGUGAACCGGAGAUCAAAGCAGACAACUGGCCUCCUCGGCUUAUUAUGCAACUGAUGCCAAAAGCAUUAGUUGGAAGCGCUGGUGGACAGUACAUAAAAGAAUCAAAGACAGUUGUCUUUAUUCCUUCACCUUGCGAAGCUCUUGAUGCGUUGUCCAAAGUGAUGGGUUCGGGAUUCGCUGGUUGUGUACACUUCACGACAUCACCUAGCUGCGAUAUUAAAGUUUUGAUAUUGUUGUACACUGCCGAAAAGAAAGCCUAUCUGGGAUUCAUUCCCAACAAUCAGGCGGCUUUUGUCGAUCGUCUGAAAAAGGUAAUCAUGCAAAACAAAUCCAUACAAGCAGCGAACCAACAGCAAGCCGGUCAAAGCUCGGGUAUGGGUAUGCAAGGGCCGCAAGGCGGUAUGACUGUUCAACAACAACAGCAGCAGCAGCAACAACAACAACAACAGCAGCAAGUUCAGCAACAACAACAAGCUAAUCAGCAAAUGAUGGGAGGACCUAUGGGACCGGGUCCGGGACAGAUGGUUCCCGGUCCUGGACAAAUGGUUCCCGGUGGUAUGCAGCAAGGUCCUCGCAUGGGAGGGAUGGUCAAUCAAAUGAAACCAAUUGGUCAGAUGCAGCAGGAUCAAUUCAAUAACUACGGUCAAAUGGGACAGCAGCAGAUGCAGGAUCCAAGUAUGCAAAUGUCGCAACAAGAGCAAUAUAAAAUGUUGCUACAACAGCAACAACAACAACAGCAGCAGCAGCAACAGCGAAACAUGGCAGGUCCCAUGGGAAAUAUGGCGAUGAACGUUGGACUUCAAAAUCAGCGGAUGAUGCGACCGGUUUUAUCCAACAAUCCGGGGCUGAGACAUUUGCUACAGCAGCAACCAAAUCCACAAUUUCGUCAGCAGAUGGCUAUGGGGAAUCCAAAUCCUAUGGGACAGAUGGGAGGACAACGUCCGAAUCUUAACCCAAAUCCGAAUCAGGCUCCAUUUGACGAUGCCAACUUUGACUUUAUGUAGAACGGUGUCCGGUGAUUCAUUCCGUAGUUCUAGGAUCAAUAAUCUUUGAUAUUACCAGCUCGAUCAACAUGCACAGCGGUUGGCACAAAUGAUCGUUCGACUUAUCUUCCUUAAACAAUCUUAUCGUUGUAGAAUCACCCUACAGUUAGGCAAAAAGUGUAUGUCCAAAUACAUGGUAUUUUAUAUGAUGAA